AUGUUCACUUCAGGGAUCAUGCCAAGAUCUAUCAACAACACACAUGUAAGACUAAUCCCAAAAAUACUAAGCCCUAAGAGUGUCUCUGAGUACAGACCAGUUGCUCUAUGCAAUGUCUACUACAAGAUAAUCUCCAAAAUCCUAACCUCCCGCUUACAAUCUAUCCUACCUCUAAUCAUCUAUGAGAAUCAAACUGCAUUUGUCCCAGGAAGAGAUAUAGCAGAUAAUAUUUUGAUAACACAUGAAACAUUAUCCGGAGCCACAAAAAGAUGCUCCAUGGCAGUCAAAACUGACGUGAGCAAAAGCCUAUGGCAGGCUAGAAUGGGAUUUUGUAGUAACGGUCAUGGAAAAGAUGGGAUCCCACGCCAAAUGGAUCAACUGGAUCCUACAAUGUAUCUCGACUGUUUCCUAUACUUUCCUAGUGAAUGGAGGAGCUUAGGGACGAGUCAUCCCACAGAGAGGCAUUCGACAGGGAGAUCCGCUCUCACCAUUUAUCUUCAUUAUUUGUGCUGGAGAAUUCUGAACAACCCUUCCAGCCUCCUAGCCCGAGUCCUGAAGGGUAAGUAUUGCAACUCCGAAGACUUUCUCACGGUCCCAGUGAAACCCUCUACUUCUCACGGUUGGCGAGGAAUCCUGAUUGGAAGAGACCUCCUAAACCACAAACUGGGGAAAGCAGUGGGCAGCGGACAAACCACAUCCAUCUGGCACGACCCAUGGCUGUGUUUGAAGUACCCUUCCCGGCCUCUUGGACCCCCGAACCUACAAGAAAAAGACAUGCUGGUAUCGGAACUCCUUACUGACCAACCUCGAGGAUGGAAUAAAGGAAAGAUAGAGAAGCUCUUACCCCAUCAUCUGAGUUCCAAGCAUAAAAGGUGCAAAAGACUCCUACAUAUGGAUCCCUACCAAAUCAGGGGACUACUCGGUUAA
Molecule: messenger RNA, 927 nt
Organism: Microthlaspi erraticum
Lineage: Eukaryota; Viridiplantae; Streptophyta; Magnoliopsida; Brassicales; Brassicaceae
Source: the annotation of a GenBank genome assembly